AUGAAACAAAACCGACUACUUCUCGAUGCUCAAAAAAGAGAACUUGACAAAAAUCAAAGAAUGAUAGAAAUGAGAGAACAAAGAGACAAUGCCCUGCGCGAUAGGGACCAAGCCCAAAAGGGCUUCAAUCUCGCCCUGCAAGACCUGGAUAUAAGCAAGGAAGAAGCUAAAAACUUGCAUAUCACCAUAGCCGGCUCUUUGGAGGAACGGCGGCAGUUGGUUGCCGAAAUCAACACUAAAGAAGAGCAAAUCCGGCAAAUGAGUCAGGCUAUUGAAGACCUGGAGGGGCAAAUAGAGCGGCAGCAGGAAACAAUCAAUGACCAAACUCGUCCCGAAGAGGAAAGGGAGGCAGCCCAAAGGGAAGUAGAAACCCUCGAGGUACGCCUUGCGGAAUUACAGGCACAAAAGGAAAACCUGGAAAAGGAAGAACUUUAUCCAGCUUUUGAGAGCAACCUUCAACACGAUGCUCAAGAGUUCCUGUGCUCUCUAAUAAUGGCACUACAAGAAUCUGCUACAAGCAAAGCUAAAAACAACACUAACCACACAAACUGUAGCCAGUCAUUGUAUCAGCCAAAUAGCAACCACAGCAAAGCUAUCGAAUCUAAAUGCAACAUCCUCAAUGUCUCUGACAUAAACGGCUCUAUACCUUGCUGCAUAGAGCAUAUGUUCCAAGGUAAACUAGUUCACCAGACGAAAUGCCUUAAUUGUGAAGAGUCUAAGCUGAGGUAUGAAGACUUUCAAGACGUAAGUGUCCCUGUCGUUGAAGACCAGCCUUAUUUAGAUGCGAGAAAAAAGCUGAUGUUGUCUCCCACGCCGAAGAAAGACAAGGAAAGUGUUCAUACUUUGCAAUGGGCAAUUGGACAGUUUGCGUCGAGUGAAUGCCUUCAGGGGGACAACAAAUACUUCUGUGAAAACUGCAAUACUUACUGCGAAGCUGAGAUCAGGACUUGUUUUGAUCGACUUCCUGGUGUUUUGACUAUUCAUUUGAAAAGAUUUACUUCUUCUGUUGGAUUAUCAUCCAAGAUUACUAGCAACCUACAAACUCCUUUUGUUCUAUCGGUCGAAGAGUGGUGUUCUAAGAAGUGUCAAAUGGAUAGCAAUGUGUAUGAGUUGUUUGGAAUUGUGGUACACAGUGGAAUGACUUCAGGUAGUGGGCACUAUGAGACGUAUGUACGGCUUAGUAAAGACCAAGACAGGAACUAUGAACAGAAACAUACUGUAAGAAGUGGAGACGUGCACGAUUUGAAAGAAAUGAAGCACGAUUUUAAUGGAUCCGUUGAAGCAAGUUGUUUUGAAGAGAAUAGUGACGAGAAGUGUAGCGAGAGCCAUGCUUCAUGCAAUGGAAUUAAAAAUGCUCCUAAGAUAGACGUUAAUGGGAAUUGCAUUGUCGAAGAAAAUGAAAUCAAACCCAAAUUAAGAGGAAAAAGUAAGAGAAAGAGAACUAGAAAGGCAGACGAUGAGAAUAUGAAGAUUGAAAAUGGCGCUGAAGUAUCCGAGAAGAGUCCCGAAGGUAGCAAAGAAGCAAAGAUAAAGAAAGUAGGAGACAAUACUUCGGUAGAGGCGGUAGAAAGUCCCUCAGAAAAACAAACACAAGCCCGGACAUCUUGUAUUUCAGUUAUUACUAGAUACUUCCAAAGAUCAAGGAAAGUAUCUUCCGGGAAUCGACCGAAAAAAAGUUCUAAAAAUCGAGCAAGCAAUGAAAAUAAUUCAAACUCGGGUAAGAAUAUCGAAGACGAGUCAAAGGACAAUGGUUCAGAAGUCGAAGAAAACGAAGAAAAGCUACAGGAAAUAGCUUCGAAUGAAAAACCUAAAGGCUGCGGAAGCAUAGAAAGUUACUUCAAGAAAACGAGUUAUAAGUCGCAUGGGAAGAACACUGCAAAAUCACCUGCAAUUCGCAAGCUACAUUUUCAAGGGAAUUCUGACGAAAACCCAAUUUGUAACGGCAAUUCAGAUUCACAUAAAGAAACAGGAACGACAGAAAGCCAAAACAGUAGCUCUGACGAAGAAUUUCAAAGAACUGGCAGCAGUUGUUAUGAUGAGAGCUUAAAAACUGGAUGGGUCCAUUUUGACGACUGUACUGUCGCCUCGCUAUCAGAGCAAGACAUCCUUUCUAUCUUAUCGUCAUCAGACUCGUCUUUUACUUCACCUUAUCUACUCUUUUAUCGAAAGAUUGAAUUGAAAAACGAAUGAGUAUUUCACAAACUAUUUCUAAACAUCACAAUAGCUAUGUUGGACAAGAACAAUGCAACUUUCUAUUCAAAAGAAGCCGUAUCUUUUUUUAUUUAAUUUUUGUACGGCAUUUCUUGACAGUGGUUUAAAAUGCCCAUAUUUUUUUCUAGCCAACCAAGGUUUUAGCCCAUGGAACAUUUUGAAACUACAGCUAUUUUUUAAAAGAUUGCAUGGUGAAGGUUUUGUCGUAUAUUGUAUGUUGCCGCAUAGCAAGCCAGUACUGCACUAUGGGUGGUGUGAAUGAAAUCAGCGAAAGGACGAAAUAAUAUGGUAUUUUCCCAAACUUUUUCUGCAUAUUUUCGGCAUAUUUUUUGGUUUAAGAAUAAUACAUUUUUCAAGCUUAGAAAGCAACUUGCGAGGAUUCGGCAUGCAACAAAACCUUUACCAGCAAUUUUUGAAACAGCUGUAUUUUCUAAGAUUUCCAUGUACGUUCUACUAAUACCAAUUAUAAAACAACUGUUGUGAAUGUCGCGUUCUGAUUGGUUUGGUGCGCGUGCUUUGUGAGAGCACAUUGCACACACGCGCACUUUCCGUUGCGUCAUUCCUAUCUAAA
Actinia tenebrosa (Australian red waratah sea anemone) is the source of this 2782-nucleotide messenger RNA. Its product is annotated as ubiquitin carboxyl-terminal hydrolase 1. Gene Ontology annotation, molecular function: cysteine-type deubiquitinase activity. Gene Ontology annotation, biological process: protein deubiquitination. The record is from RefSeq and is a predicted model, not a curated record. Lineage: Eukaryota; Metazoa; Cnidaria; Anthozoa; Actiniaria; Actiniidae. Gene Ontology annotation, cellular component: nucleus; cytosol.